Molecule: messenger RNA, 1983 nt
Organism: Sitodiplosis mosellana (orange wheat blossom midge)
Lineage: Eukaryota; Metazoa; Arthropoda; Insecta; Diptera; Cecidomyiidae
Product: heat shock protein 23-like
Exons: 1
Coding region: 1104-1652 (182 amino acids)
Biological process (GO): protein refolding; response to heat
Molecular function (GO): protein folding chaperone
Source: RefSeq, a predicted model, not a curated record
ACAAGGAAGAGAAGAAGGCUGUUAAGAAUCUACCGAAAUCAAAAUAAAUAUCAUUCCUUCAAUCGAAAUCCAUCAUCAACAGUUAUUUAAGUUUCAAUAUUUGAAUACCUCAAUAAAUCAUAUUCUGUUAAUAUUUUUAAGUCAUGCUUCGAAUAUUAUUCCACACUUUGUAGAAAAUACAAAAGUUUAGCAAUAAAAUUAAAUUAUUUCAUUGAUUUAAACAUAAAAUGUUGGUCUGUUAUUUCGGAAAUUGAGCAUAUAGUAUACCAAAUGUUCAAACAUGUUUUUCGCUUGCAUUUCCAUUUUGACUAUACAUUUCUAGGUCAAAAUGUUUCCUUUGGAAUGGUAAGUAACUUAUUAAAUGAAAAGUGGAGUUGAACUCAUUUUGCUGGCAAUGAAUUGGUUUUGUUUUCAAUCAGUUGUGUAUUUGAACAAUAAAUUGUGUGAUAUUUGGUUAAACAGUUAUAGAUAGCAUUAUUGCAUUUCAUUUCUUUUCCAUUAAUCUGUAUUCUCCAGUUUGAAACCAAAGUUUUACUUCAUUUUCUAAAAACAAUUCUAUUUCUUUCAAUGCAUUGUGCAUUGAGUUUGAUUCGAAAUAGACUACGUCAACAGCUUGAAUUUCAUAUUCAAUGAGAAGAUGCUGCACAUUUGACAUUGUACAUUUAUUCUAAAUCAGAUAUCAGUAAAGAAAAAAAUAGAUUUCAAAAUAAUGGAAAAAUCACGCAAAAGUUUUUCCAACAAAGAAUUCGCAUCAUUUCUCCGACAAAAAAACCGAAUGAAACUGGUAUAAAAACAAAUAUUUCGUGUUCGCCAGAAAAAAAUCAAUCGCAAUUCAAAGCCCAGUGGAAAUUAAAACUACGCAUUUUUUUAACUUGUUCGAGUGACUGUUGUCUAUGGUACUUUCUCGAAAGAAAUGUUUUUCCAUUGAUGGCGCAUUAUGUGUGCGUAGAAUGUGAAACGGUCGAACAGUAUAUAAGCGGUGCCGCAUCGAAAAUCGCGGCAGUUCAAUUCGAGUUCUGUAUCAAAACGUUUCGAUAUCAGUUAAAGGGUGUGAACAAAUAAUCAAUUCCAUACGUUAUUUCAGGUGUGAAAACGAGUAAGAGAUGUCACUUCUUCCAUAUAUUUUGGGUGAUUUUCUACCACCAAAACGAUAUAAUUCGAGUGCUGGAUCAUUACCGAGUCAUUUGAGCAUAUCGCCAAAAGAGUUGGAACUGAUUCAAUCAUUAAUUCGUUAUGGUCAAUUGAGACGACUAAUUGAUUUCAAUCGAUUGGCACCUAAAUCGCACAUUGGCAAAGAUGGUUUUGAAGUUCGUCUGAAUGUUGAAAAUUUUAGGCCCGAAGAAAUCACGAUAAAAACGGUCGAUGACUCAGUUAUAAUUGAAGCAAAAAAUGAGAGAAAGAAUGAUAACGAAUUGGUAUCAAGUCAUUGCCGUCGACGAUACGAAUUGCCCAGUGGAUUUCGACCGGAGGAAAUUACUGCAACGAUGUCAUCGGAUGGUGUUUUAACAGUUAAAUGCCCCAGAGCUUCAAUCGACAAAAACAACGUACGACAAAUCGAAGUCAAACAGACAGGACCAGCAAGGCAAAUCGAUGAUGUGGAUAAAAAAUCCGAACAACAAGAAAAAAAAGCUGAUCGCUGCCGAGUUUUCUAAACAUUUAAUAUUUUUAAGAAAAUGUGCUAUUUUCUAUUCACGCUUUUUUACUUUAAUUUUGUUUUAUUCCAUCAAAUUUAUUUUAUUAUUUCUGUGACAAUUUACGAGAGAAAUAAAGAAGAAAAUAUUUGUCAAAAGUAUUGUCUUUUUGAACGUCUUUUCUGAAGUUGAAUUUAACUUAAAACGUUUUUUACUGAGAACUUUUCAUUUGUAUCUGCAUCAAAUUUUUCUAUACUGUGGAAUCAUUCGUGAUCGCAUUUUCACAUGCAUCCCAUUUCUCAAUGCUUUGCUUAGACGGAGAAGAAGUGCGAAUCUUCAGUAGUAGCCAUCC